AUGUCAAUUGCUUAUGUUGAUAUUGGCAACCACACAACAAAGAUAUAUUGCGAUCAGAAAGAAAUCUCUGAAAGAACCAUUGUUUGCAUUCAUAGUGACGUAAUUGAAUGUGGAAAUAUGGCCGUUAGAGUUACCUCUCCUUACGAAGAUACCACAUUUAGAGAUAUCAUAUCGCACUUAGCAACUCUCGAAAAAUACAAAGUCUCGCAAAAUAACGAAUAUGAUCCAAGAUUAAUAUUUGCUCAUUUCUUAAAGUUUAUUAUGACAUCAACCAAGGCAACAGAACUUGUUCUUAUCAAACAUAAUUGGUGGACAAAUGAUUUUGAAAACACCGUCAAACAAAGUGCAGAAUUUGCUGAAAUCAAAAGCCUCAAAUUUGUAGAAGCAUACCAAGCAUUAUCCGGGUAUGCACAUGCAUACUUACCUAAUGAUAAACACGAAAAAUAUGUUAUUUUUGAUUUCGGAGCAAGUGUCACAGAAGGAUACGUUUUUGAAAAGAAAGACAAUCAGAUUUCUCUUGCUAAGUAUGGAUCAUGCAAUAUUGGUGGAGAUAAGCUCACAACCACACUUGCGAACUAUGCAUUAAGUAAGAUCUUCGAAAAAGAUGAUGAAAAAGUUAAAGAAUACAAAGGAAAGAUUCCUGACGAUAAAAGAUUGCAGUCAAUUAUUUACGAAGCUGCAGAUAAAUGCAAACAAAGCAUAAUUCCAAAUUUGCAAGUCAAAUUUGAGGCUAUCGCUAUAACAGAUGCUCCAUUCGACUGCAUCCUUGAAUCCAAUGACUUCAUUAAUAAAUGCCAAAAGUAUGUCGAUCAGCUCAGCACAUUUAUUAAAGAUUUUGUUAAAGAAUACAUUGAAGAUCUUAACAAUUAUGACAAAGACAAAAUUGAAUUAGAAUGGAUUGGUAGCAACUCGUUCUCUCAAAUUGCCAAAAACAUAUUUACACCACAGUAUGAACUAUUCAAGCCAAACUUUUCAUACUCAAUUGGCGCUCAAACAUUUUUAACAGAAAAAAUUGAUUUAGCAAUACCAGAAAAUAUCAAUCCAACUAAGCAAAGCUUCCCAGAAGAUGAUGAUGCCAAUAAUGUCAUCAAACAGAAAAAAGUCUCACUCAAAAUCAUAUCAAACGAAGAAAAUCUUGACCAAAUCCGCGAUAAAUAUAAAGAGCUUGAACAUAAAUACCAAGAGCAGCUCAUUGAAGACAAUUCUCUAAAUGACCUUGCUAUGGUUGAGGAUUACAUAAAUAAUGAUUUCAAAGAACUUGAGGACAAAUAUAAUGAAAUUCAAAACGACGGUUAUUUAGAAAAAUUAGAUAAAAUGUUACCAUUAAUUCGCAAUUAUAUUCUCAAAUCUAAUGGCAUCGAUUAUGAAGAAAAUAUCUCUAAUAAAAGAAAUUAUCUGCAUGAAGAAGAAACUAUUAAAAAAUAUCAAGACCUUCUUAAAAAAAUUACUGAUUUUAUGGAAUCAAGUGAAUAUAGAUCAAUUAAAAGGAAAACUUCAUUUUUAAAUGAAGAUCAUUUCACUGGAAGUAUUAAAAACAUCCUUGACCAGUAUAGACUCAAAAAGAUCGAAAGUUAUCUUCAUAAUUCUAAAUAUGACGACGCUAAACAAUUAGCAGAAAAAAUUUAUUCCAGGGAUUAUUAUCAGAAAUAUAUACUUCCUAAGAUAGAAAAAAUGGAGAAUGAAAAGAGUACAAAAACUGGUGAAGAUGCUGAAAAUCAACAAGGAGAGAAUGCAAAAACUGGUGAAAAUGCUGAAAAUCAACAAGAAGAGAAUGCAAAAAGUGAUGAAAAAGUAGAGGAAUCAGCAGCUACUCCUGCUCUUGCAAAUUAA
Molecule: messenger RNA, 1830 nt
Organism: Trichomonas vaginalis G3
Lineage: Eukaryota; Parabasalia; Trichomonadida; Trichomonadidae
Exons: 1
Coding region: 1-1830 (609 amino acids)
Source: RefSeq, a predicted model, not a curated record